Messenger RNA from Helianthus annuus (common sunflower), 3013 nucleotides. Its product is annotated as PKS-NRPS hybrid synthetase CHGG_01239-like. Gene Ontology annotation, biological process: regulation of DNA-templated transcription. Bases 449 to 3013 code for a protein of 854 amino acids. Lineage: Eukaryota; Viridiplantae; Streptophyta; Magnoliopsida; Asterales; Asteraceae. The record is from RefSeq and is a predicted model, not a curated record. The transcript has 5 exons.
GGGCCGGGCCGUAUAACCUUAUACGGCCCGUAUCAACCAUGUUAGAAUAAGAUGAUACUGUGGUCGUAUAUAUAUUAUACGACUACUUUAUACGGAUCGUAUAUAUCUAUACGGCUCGUAUACAAUGAAUUUCCUUUAUUUUAUUGUUUUAUUACUAUUUGACGCGACGUAUUAUUCCUCGAUUCACGUGCGAGUAGACGUAAGAUUCUCUGAUUCGAUGUUAUAUUCCUCGAUUCUCGUGCGAGUUAUGUGAUUAGACGUUAGAUUCCUCGAUAUUCGUGCAAGUUAUUUGAUUCGACGUUAGAUUCCUCGAUUCGCGUGUUAAUCAUUUGAAACGAUGUAAUAUUCCGUAAAAUUCUCUAUAUAAACGACACUAGUUUCAUUCAUUUUCAUUCAACUUCUAUUCGUUUCUUCUAUUUUUCUCUGUAUUCAAAUUAUUUACGCUAUAAUGUCGGGUUGGGGUAACUUUUUUAAUGUGUUUGAUAACGAGGCGAAUCAGGGGAGUUAUGAUAACAAUGAAGAUAACAAAGAGGGCAUGUUUGAUCUGAAUGCUCCGUUCGAUCCCAUUCUUGCGUCUGAUGCAGGUCAGGAUACUUGGGGUUUGGAUGCAAUUCAGCCUAAUUAUGCUGGUUAUUAUCCAUCGCAACACCCGGUUAAUUUUGAAGCCCCUCCUGUUAGUUUUGGACCACCGACUGAUAGUUCUCAGUCUCCUCCCAUAAGUGAUGGACCGCCGGAGGGUCCAAAUGCUGACCAGGAACGUAGUGAGUUUCAAAACAAGCAGAAAUUCGCUAGCAUGGAUGAAUUGGUAGAGUGGUGUAGAGACGUUGGACGCGUAAAUGGCUACGCCCUCGUCACCAAACGCACCAUCUACGAUAAACAGGGUAGCGGUCAGCCGUUAAAAAUCUGGCUUACGUGUGAUUGUGCCGGCGAGUACAAAUCAACAGCCACGGUCAGACGUAGCGGGACCAGGAAAACCGGUUACAAGUUCCAACUGAUCGGGGCAUACAAAAAGAGGUUAGGUUAUUGGGAUCUAAGGGUUGAGAAAGCUAAACAUAACCACGAACCAUUUCUGUAUCCAGAGGGUCAUCCGUCCCUAAUGAGGUUGACUCCAUCAGAAGAGAGGACGGUGGAACAAAUGACGCAUCAGAACAUAAAACCACGAGACAUUCUUGUUGCCAUUAAAGAACAGAACCCCCAUAAUGUCUCAACAAGAAACACCAUAUACAACGCUCGGGCCAAAUUGGGUCGAAUGGAACAAGUCGGUGAGACUCCAAUGCAGAUACUUUUCUACCGGUUGGAGAAGGUUGGGUUUGUUUUUUACCAUAGAACUUCUCAAAAUGGCGAACGGGUCGAGGAUGUUUUCUUCAUCCACCCGGAGUCGAACAUGUUGUGGCGCGCCUUCCCGCAUGUGUUGCUUAUAGACGCCACCUACAAGACGAAUCGGUACAAAAUGCCGCUAGUCCAGAUUAUCGGUGUUACAUCCACGUUGAUGUCGUUUUGCAUUGCUCAUGCGUUCGUAAGCAACGAGAAACAGGAAAACUUCACAUGGGUUCUACAGAGGUUGAGACACUCAUUAGACAGUGUUAUGGAACCCCGGGUAAUAGUAACAGAUAGAGAUCGCGCCCUAAUGAACGCAUGUGCAACCGUGUUUCCCAGGGCUAGACAUUCAUUGUGUAGGUGGCACAUACAGCAAAACAUCUUCAAACAUUGCAGGAAAAGCUUUAGAACAGAGGAUAAAUGGGAGAGGUUUCUUUACAAGUGGGGCGAGCUAAUUAACUCAACGACCGAUCUUGACUACAACUACUGGUACGAGCGAAUACGAUCAUACUUGCCACGCAAAAAAAACCAACGAGACCGGUUUGUUUCGUUCUGGAGCGACCAACAUCUGAACUUCGGUCAACGUACAACGAACAGGGCAGAGGGUCAACAUGCCCUUUUGAAGCAGUACCUAGGCGACUCUAAUUACACCCUGGAGAAAGUGGUACCACUUAUCGAUAAGCUCAUAAGAAACCAGGUGACAGAAAUCAAAGGCAGCAUUGAAACAAGCAGGAGCCGAACAUUGGGUCAUCAUAACAAACCAAUAUUUAAUCUCCUACUAAAGAAGGUUUCACAUGCCUGCCUAGAGUUGAUAUCAGACGAAGUAAAUGAAAUAGAAAAAUUAAAGUUAUAUAACCGUACAUGCGCGUGCCGUUUGUAUACAAGCUGUGGGUUGUCGUGCGCGUGUCGGUUGGAACCGUAUACAACGAAUGGUCAAAUGAUCCCGUUGGAGUUGAUAGACCCUUUUUGGAGAAAGUUAAAUUUGGACUCCAUAGUGGAACCGAGCAAGGUGGACUCUUCCGACUUAGACGGCGAAUUUGCGCUUCUCAAACAACAUUUAAGUGCUCAGCCGAGAGAACUCAAGAAAAACUUGAUUCAAAAGAUGAAGGAGUUGGUACAACUCAAUAAGACGAAGCUUAAACAACCAGUUGUGCAAAAAAACACACGGGGUCGUCCAACUUUAAAAGCUCAGCAACAAAGGAAGGAUGAUUCGUUCACGGAGCCUUCAAGACACAGCUUUUUUACAAUGCAAGACCAGUAUAGUGAUUCACAAGAUGGGUUUGGCACACAAGAGUCAACAAUCGAACCUACCAGGCAUAGCACGUUUGUCGAGUCACAAAGUUAUUGUACUGAAACACCUAUGUUCUUCGGCGAGAUUGCGAAAGGCGCUAAGAAUUCGAAAACGAAAAACAAGGUCGCAAAAUCAAAGGAAGAGCCACCAGACUUACCUUUGUUGCCUGUCGAACAAGUUAAUAUGUUCAUGCACUUCAAAAAGUUCAUUCCACCGAGCUUCUAUCCACACCUCAGUCACAUACAAAAUGUGCAGGGUGAUGACGAUAUGGCUGAGUCAUCAGCAGCUGGUGCGGCCCGUAGAGGUCGAGGUCAGGGUCAGGGUCGGGGCCGUGGACGUGGACAGGAGGAGGAGGUUGUGCCCGAUUUUACUGAGACGGGGCGGUUUCUAAGAGAUAUCCCCUGA